Messenger RNA from Guillardia theta CCMP2712, 636 nucleotides. RefSeq lists its product as hypothetical. NCBI's taxonomy places the organism in Eukaryota, Cryptophyceae, Pyrenomonadales, Geminigeraceae. The record is from RefSeq and is a predicted model, not a curated record. Bases 1 to 636 code for a protein of 211 amino acids. The transcript is spliced from 6 exons.
AUGGCUGAACAAGACAAGCUUUCGAUGCUGGAAGGAGUGUAUGAAACUCUGCUCAUCGACUUUCACGAGCACUGCAUGCUCCGGAUCAACAACUUGCAAAAGGAUCUGAUAGAGCUCAUUGAGAUCCAAGACGAGCAAGUAGAUGUAUCCGCUAUCCUCCCUCUUCCUGACGGCGUCAAACCCAACCAGCUCCUCCUCCUCCGCACAUCCAUCAUGUCAGUGCAGGAUCAGUAUGUGCAAGAGAUGCACAAAGUGAUCACCAUGACGGACUAUCACUGCAGGCCGGUGACGAUGGCAGAGGUCGACAUCCUCCUCAGCUCGGCCAAAAGACAGUUUCGUGUCGUGCGCAUUUGGCUCCGCCGUCUGUACGAAGACUGGAUGGGCGCGAUCAGCUCCCGGAGCGAGGAGCAGGACCUUCCUCUUACGAUGGACGCCAGCAAGAUGCUUCCUGCUCUUCGAAGAACUUUCAAGAGCACAGGAGGGGAGGACGGGAGUAUUGAGGAGGCAGAUCUGUCCAUGGAGAGCAACUUACUGGGCAACUCGCACGACGGGGUAGAGUUGAUGGAAGAGGCUGAAUGGGAGGCGUCAUUCGAGCUGUUCAAAACCUCCUCCUCCGGCCUGCCCUUCGCUUUCUGA